UAUUCUAAAGUAUAUCACUAAAGAGGUUAUGUUUUAGGAAAUUUUGAUGGUCUUAUAAAAUAAUACUCCAGAAGGAGUUAUUAAAAAAAAAUAAUACAAAAGGAUUUUAAAGAGUGUGAUAAAUAGUGACAAAUUGUGAAAUCAUCAAUAACUAUACAAAAUGGGCAUUAGCAAAGGACAAAACAUUGAUAGUAUGGAGAAUAUUUGCGAAUCUUUAGAUAAAUUAACAUUGAAAAAUCUCGAAUUAAUGGAAGAGAAAAUUCGCACGAAUAUUGAAAUGGAAACUAUUUUACGAGAAGGACAUAUUGAAUUAGCAAAAGCAAGAUACAUACGUGGAAAAGAAAGUAUUGGAUGUUUACAAAUUCCAUCAGAAGACGAAGAAAUAACAUCUCUUUUUCAUCUUGAAACAAUAAAAUCAAAUGAAACAGACGUUCCAGUGUUUGAUAUAAGUUUAAAGAAAUCCGAAAAAGAUAUUCCAAAUCCAAUAAGAAGAUUUGGAGUUCUUGUUCCUCAAAAUUUGAAAAAUGCUCAAAAACGAUUUCAAGAAUCUUUAUAUAUUACAGCUAAGAUUGCAAACGUUUCUGCUCAACUUCUUAAUAUUCAAAAUGAAUUUCAAUCUUUGAUGAGAGUGAAAAAAAAAAUUUCAACAAACGAUGAUGGAAAUAAUAAAAAAUUAUAAUGACAAUUAUUUUCUUAUUCGUUAGAAUAAUUAAUGUAAAAUUUAAAAUACAAAUUUUAGACAAAUUCUUUUUGUUAAAAAGAAUUAAUAUUUCAUAUGUAAUAAACAAAUUUUAAUUAAUUGUUAGAAUUAUAAAUAUUUCGUUUACAAAUAUUUUAAUGAAAUUUGAUUAAAUAAAAUUUAUAAAUUUGAAAA
This is a messenger RNA of Leptopilina boulardi, 874 nucleotides long. Its product is annotated as coiled-coil domain-containing protein 115-like. The transcript is spliced from 2 exons. Gene Ontology annotation, cellular component: extrinsic component of endoplasmic reticulum membrane. Bases 161 to 679 code for a protein of 172 amino acids. NCBI's taxonomy places the organism in Eukaryota, Metazoa, Arthropoda, Insecta, Hymenoptera, Figitidae. Gene Ontology annotation, biological process: vacuolar proton-transporting V-type ATPase complex assembly. The record is from RefSeq and is a predicted model, not a curated record.